This is a messenger RNA of Aureobasidium melanogenum CBS 110374, 768 nucleotides long. RefSeq lists its product as uncharacterized. The transcript is spliced from 3 exons. The record is from RefSeq and is a predicted model, not a curated record. NCBI's taxonomy places the organism in Eukaryota, Fungi, Ascomycota, Dothideomycetes, Dothideales, Saccotheciaceae. The coding region runs from base 1 to 768 and encodes 255 amino acids.
AUGCUUGAAAGAGGUGUCAUCAAGUCCUUUCAGCACGUAUACAUCUCUGUAUCUGCUCGUGAGAACCUUGGUACACUCACCAGUGCGAGCCAGUCGCAUGCUGAACAGACUGAGCGCUCGAAUCACGACCGCGAUCGAGUACAACUCGUACUGCGAGAGUGUCCCGCAACAGUGUGUCCCACAGAACGAUGGAUGGAGGAUCUGGACCAAGGCUGUCCAAGUGCUUUCGCUGCCUUUCUGCUCGUAUACCUUGAAAGGCUCGAGAAUGUCGAAAUUGGCGCAGAAUUUUCGCGGUUAUUUUCAUACAUUGGAGAGUCAACCAUGCGACAGUUGACACGCCUGACUACGGCUUCGAUAGGCACCUUUCGGGAUGAGGUUUACAUCGGGCCAGGUCGAGUACCCUUGGAUCAUUCUGCAGGUUUGCACCAUCCACUUUUGUUCUUCAAUCUGCCCAACGUUCAUCAUCUCUCGCUAAAUGUGCCGAAACCUCCUGAAAACAUGUGCUUCAGAUGGCCAUUCGAGGGCUUGAUCCCAUUGACUACAAAUCUUGAGUCGCUCGAGGUUGCCCUCACAUUCUUGAAUGAACGGAAAUUAGCUCAUAUACUGAAGGGGUGUCCGAAACUGCUGCGUCCCGAGAAGAGGGACGUGUUGAUCUUCCACUCCAACAGGCACUAUCGUCCGUCAAAUCGACUCUUGAAACCCUAUACUUGCAUCUGGGAAAACUCCACUGGUCUUCGGGAUCCUGGAACGACUAUCGGGGCAACGUAG